AUGGAUGUGAGGAGAAUAGUAGUGGUAGUUGAAGAUGUUGAAGCAGCAAGAACAGCUCUGAAAUGGGCACUCCAAAACCUCAUUCGAUUUGGGGACUUCAUUACUCUUCUCCAUGUCUUCCCAAGUUCAAGGUCCAAGAACAAGAACAAAACCAGGCUUCUGAGAUUGAAAGGGUUCAGACUUGCCCUCUCUUUCAAGGACAUCUGCGACUCCUUCCCCAAUACAAAGGUUGAAAUGGUUGUGACAGAAGGAGAUGAUGAAGGGAAGAAGAUUGCAGCAAUGGUGAGGGAGAUUGGGGCUUCUGAGCUCGUUCUUGGACUCCAUGAUCACAGCUUUCUCUACAAGUUGGCAAUGGCCCAAGGCAGCAAUAUUGCAAACAACUUCAUGAAUUGCAGAGUCCUAGCCAUCAAGCAACCACCUUCUUCACCAUUGAAGAUCAACAAGGGCAGUGCUCCUACUGCAGCAACACCAGUCUUGGACAGUUCAACCAACUUAGACUUUUCGCAGAUUGAUGUCGCCGGUUUACAGAUUCCUGAUGUGCCUCCACCAAAAAUUCCAUACAAAAUCUGCCCAAACCCUUAUGCCAUCAUCUGGAAAUCAAGGAGGGGAAGAAGAAGGAACUCAAGGAAGUAG
Fragaria vesca subsp. vesca is the source of this 633-nucleotide messenger RNA. RefSeq lists its product as uncharacterized. The record is from RefSeq and is a predicted model, not a curated record. The transcript has 4 exons. Bases 1 to 633 code for a protein of 210 amino acids. NCBI's taxonomy places the organism in Eukaryota, Viridiplantae, Streptophyta, Magnoliopsida, Rosales, Rosaceae.